This is a messenger RNA of Entelurus aequoreus (snake pipefish), 3983 nucleotides long. RefSeq names its product atypical chemokine receptor 3a (gene ackr3a). Lineage: Eukaryota; Metazoa; Chordata; Actinopteri; Syngnathiformes; Syngnathidae. Gene Ontology annotation, biological process: vasculogenesis; angiogenesis; chemotaxis. Gene Ontology annotation, cellular component: membrane. Gene Ontology annotation, molecular function: chemokine binding; coreceptor activity; G protein-coupled receptor activity. The coding region runs from base 419 to 1558 and encodes 379 amino acids. The record is from RefSeq and is a predicted model, not a curated record. The transcript is spliced from 4 exons.
UGAAUUGCUGCUUCUUUGCUCAGGAUUCCCGUUCUAAGUUUUUGCGAUCGGCACGCGUCUCUUUUGUUUUGUAUCUUGUAUUUUCGUAUCCUGUGUGAUUUAUGAGGAAUAAGUCAUUUUCCUUACCUGCAUUUUUCCUCCGGAGUUUCCGUUUGCAUCCUUGGAGAACGACCCACGCAUAAACAUGCGACCCAACCGUGACAUCUUUUGACCUGUGGUUUGCACUAGCCGGGCAAUGCAGAGCCAUUUUCAGAUGUUUCAAUGGCAGGAAGUGGGCAUCGGCUCACCACUCCGGAAAGCAGUGAUGGAAAAGAGGAAAAGGUGUGAUGAUAACCAUAGAACUGGAACCUGCCUCUGUCCUGGCUACUCAGUAACAACGUAACAGCCUUCAUGUGACCCCGCCCAUCGAGUCAGUGAGAUGAGUCUAAGCACCAGCGAGAUGGAGGACCUGUGGGAGUCCUUGGGCUACCUCAACUUCUCCGACUCCUUCGCCAACAUUUCCAGCGUGGACGCCACGGUGUGCGCCACGGCCUUCAACCGCCGCGCCCUGCUCCACUCCAUGUGCGUCCUCUACACCUUCAUCUUCGUGGUGGGCCUGGCGGCCAACGCUUUGGUGCUGUGGGUGAACGUGCGCGCUCAGGGCGCCGACUCCGCCCCCCGCCACGAGACCCACACGUACAUCGCCCACUUGGCCGCGGCCGACCUGUGCGUGUGCGCCACGCUGCCCGUGUGGGUGAGCUCUCUGAUCCAGCACGGCCACUGGCCCCUGGGGGAGGUGGCGUGCAAACUCACGCACCUUCUCUUCUCCGUCAACCUCUUCGGGAGCAUCUUCUUCUUGGCUUGCAUGAGCGUCGACCGCUACCUGAGUGUGUCGCGGCACCGGGAGAACCAGGGCGGCAAGCGCAGGAAGAUGAUGCGGCGGGCGGUGUGUGUAGGGGUGUGGCUUCUGGCUCUGGUGGCCUCUUUGCCGGACACCUACUUCCUGCGUACAGUGAAGGCCUCACACGGGGACAGCGUGCUCUGCAGGCCCGUGUACCCAGACGACAACCCCAGGGAGUGGAUGGUCGGCGUCCAGCUGAGCUUCAUCCUCCUGGGCUUCGUCCUCCCCUUCCCUGUGAUCGCCAUCUUCUACGUCCUGCUGGCCAGAACCUUCGCCCGCGCGCCCUCGUCCUCGCCGUCCUCCACCGUGGAGCAGGAGCGCCGCGUGAGCCGCAGGGUGAUCCUGGCCUACAUCGUGGUUUUCCUGGGAUGCUGGGGUCCGUACCACGCCGUGCUCCUGGCCGACUCCCUCUCCCAGCUGGGCGUCCUGCCGCUGACCUGCGGCCUGGAGAACUUCCUGUACGUGGCCAUGCACCUCACCCAGUGCCUGUCCCUGCUGCACUGCUGCUUCAACCCCAUCCUCUACAACUUCAUCAACCGGAACUACCGCUACGACCUCAUGAAGGCCUUCAUCUUUAAAUACUCCACGCGGACUGGCCUGGCGCGCCUCAUCGACACGUCCAACGUGUCCGACGCGGAGUACUCCGCCGUGGCCGCGGACAACCCGCCGCAGCUUUGAGAACCGGUUAAAAAUCCUCUCAAUCUGAUCCCCGGUUUUCAUCAGGGUUCGUCACAUUUUGACAUGAAAGGACUUUUACAGACAAUCUGUUGCAAUUAAAUGGACGGACACGCAUCAAAUUGAUGGACUGAUUGUAAAAAAAAAAAAAAAAAAAAAAAAAAAAAAAAGCACUUAGGGAGCAGUUUGAUUCGCGUAAACCAGGGGUGUCAAACUCAUUUUAAAUCAGGGGCCACAUGGAGAAAAAUCUACUCCCACUGGUAACAUCACGGCACAAUAACUUAAAAAUAAAGACAACUUCAGAUUGUUUUCUUUGUUUAAAAAUAGAACAAGCAUAUUCUGAAAGUGUACAAAUCAUAAUGUUGUUGUUUUUUACACUUACAUGUUGCAGUUGAUAGUAUUCUAUCUUUAUUUGUCGUUAUUUAUACUUUCUGAAUACAUUAUGUGAUAAUGUUCAUCAGUCAAAUCAUUGCUGUUAAUUUUCAAUCUAUCAAGAUAAAAAAAAAUGGGUAACACUUUAGUAUGGGGAACACAUACAUACUAACAUAUUCACCAUUAAUUAGUUGCUUAUUAACAUGCAAAUUAGUAACAUAUUGGCUCUUAAUUAGUCAUUAUUAAGUACUUAUUAAUGCCUUAUUCUGCAUGGCCUUAUUAUACAACCAGUAAGCCAUUAACUAAGAGUCUUCCCUCAAAAUUCUCAGAAUUAUUGCUUAUUAAUAACCCUAACCCUAACCCUUAUAUGUUCCCCUAGUGUCCAAAUAACUCAAAAUUAAGUCUUUGUUACUUUAAUAAGCAAUUCAUUAAUGGUGAAUAUGUUCCCCAUACUAAAGUGUUACCAAAUAAUUAUAUCAAAAUCAAAUUACAGUAUGUUAUUUAUGUAGUUUGAUCAUUUUCCUCGACUGAUGUACUGACAUCAUGUGGUUUAUUUUGUACAUAAGUAGCAUCAUCUACAAAGAUACAAAGAAUUGCUAUUGUGACAUCCAGUGGACACAUUAAGAACAGCUGUUUCUUUCAUUCAAAAAUUUCAGGUUAAUUUUUAUACUUAGCAAACUAAUCCCGCGGGCCGGAUAAAACCUGUUCGCCGGCCUGAUCCGGCCCUCGGGCCGUACGUUUUGACACUCCUGGAGUAAUCAUAUAAAUACUGUAGCGUUGCUCAUUUGAAAGGCCCCACCUUAGAUUUGUAAGGUCGUUUUGUGUGUAUGUGUGUUUAUAAUCAGGCGGGAAUCUAUUCUGUCUUGUCAGAAUGACUUCAAGAUAAUGUAUUUAUACUCGUUUAUAACCACCGCACGGUUACGCCUCAUCCUUUCAGUGCACGCACUGGCGGGCUCCUCUUUCAAGUCCUGCUGUCACGCGUUAGGUAUGACAAAAAAACCUCAUUACGUCAUCUCAGUUGAAUCCUUCAGACCAAAUAGAAGACCCCUGAAAAUGUUUUGUCAAAUUUUGUGCUGAUCCCGCCCCAAAGUUGGUUUGUGUGAGAAAUGUCAAGUCAAUCUUUUUAAACAGUGCCACCAUGUGGUAUAUUUAAAAAAAAAAAAAGUUUAAAAAAAAAACAUUUGCACAGUAUGGAUGCAUGUCUUGCCAAGUUGUCACCCAAUAGCCUUGAGUCGUUAAAAAUUGAAAAUGGUAAAUGGUCUGUAUUUAUAUAGCGCUUUACUAUACCUGGAAAGGUACUCAAAUGUUUUUUCCCUUUUCUGUGCGUUCCAAAGAGUAAAAAAGUUGCUAGUAGGAGGCAGCUAACACACCUAUUAAGCCCUCUAAUAAACAUCCAUAAUACCUCCAACACUGUUUUAUGUACAAGCUGUAGGUAUGUAUGUAAUGUAGUAAAGUUAAAGUCCCAACGAUAGUCACACACACACACACUAAGUGUGAUGAAAUUAUCCUCUCUGGGAGGGGAGGUGAGGGGAGCAGUGAGCAGCAGAGGUGGCCGCGCUCUGGAAUCAUUUUGGUGAUUUAAGCCCCAAUUCCAACCCUUGAUGCUGAGUGCCAAGCAGGGAGGCAAUGAGUCCCAUUUAUAUAUGUAUAUAUAUAUAUAUAUAUAUAUAUAUUUACACAUUAGGUGAGGAAAAAACACAGAGGCUAUAUCAUCCCUACAAGCCUGUUUCACAGGUUUCCCUGCUCGUCAGGGGAUUUUAUCCUUCAGACCAAAUAGAAGACCCCUGAAAAUGUUUUAUCAAAUUCUGUGCUGAUCCUGCGAAACGCCCAAAAGUUGAGUUGUGUGAGGAAUUUCAAGUCAAUCUUUUUAAACAAUGCCACCAUGUGGCCAAAAUCCCCUGACAAGCAGGGAAGCCUGCAAAACAGGCUUGUGGGGAUGAUCUAGCCGCUGUGUUUUUUCCUGACCUAACGUAUAUUCCGCUUUAACCCGGUAUUGAGCACUGUAUAACGGAUAAACCACAGAAACCUCGACAUAUAUAUAUAUAUAUAUAUAUAU